UAGGCUCGCGUGGGCGGGGCCUGCUGAGAAGGUCGAUGCAGCACCAGCAGGAGGAGGAGGAGGAGGAGGAAGGCUAAGCGGGGGGAAGCAGGCGCCGUCGCGCAGGCCGGAGUCGCACCGGUGCAGCGGCCUCCAUCCCUCGGACAUGCGGUGGUGGUGGGGGUUUGCCAGGUCUGCGGGCCCCCACAGCUCCCCGAAUGCUCCGCCAUGCUUUGCCUGCUGCGCCUCUGGGCCCUGGGCAAGGGGAGCACUGGCCCCCGCAAGCCUUGGGUUGGGAUGCUCCCGGCCCACUGCUGCACGGAGAGGACCACGCCACCACCAGCCCCACGGCUGCCUCCAGGGCCCAGCAGGGAUUCCCCGUUGCAGAGCCCUCAGCAGGAGGCGCGCUGGACGGCCCCCCACCCCCAGACCUCCAUCAGCAGGGAGCGGCUGUCCCACAACACCUUCUUCACCAUGAAGCGGCUGCUGGAACGCUCCCGGAGCGUGGGUGAGGUGCUGCGCUGGCUCUCGCAGAACCCGGGCAAGGUAUCGGCUGGCCACUAUGCCAUCGCCUUGCACUGCCUGGGCCGCUUGCUCCCCCAGGGCGGAGGCAGCCCCCGGCCCGCACCCCUCCUGGAGCAGCCUGACUUCCAGGGCCUGAGCCGGGCCGUCGCCAGGGGCUGCACCACCUUCGAGGACACACCCCUGGUCCGCUGCCUCCAAGCCGCUGCUGCACUGGGCCUGCCUGGCGACUGCCCCCUGGUGCAGGCCCUGGAAGAGGAGGCCCAGCGGCGACUGGGCCACUUCAGCCGGAAGGACGUCUCGGUGGUGCUCAGCAGCGCCAUGCGCCUGCACCCAGCCGCCCCGACCCCCCUGGUGCAGCACUGCCUGGGCCGGCUGGAGCGCCAGCUGGGGCAGGAGCGGCGCCCCCAGACGCUCUUCCUGCUGCUGUCCUACUACCGCCUGCGCGCCACGGACCGGCCAGGCGCCCAGCAGCAGGCCGUGAGCAAGCGCCAGGCCCUCCGCCUGGUGUGCCACGUGCUGGGGCAGCUGGAGGCCGCACGUGAGCAUGAGCUGGGACUGAUCGACGACACGCUAGCCCUGUGCGGCCAGGAGGCCAGCAACAAGGCCCUGGAGGCCAUCUUCAGCGCCCCCCUCUUCUACAAGAACCGCCAGGAGCGCUUUGUCCGCAGCAUGGCAGACUGGUUCCCCGGCAGAGCAGAUGGCCUGCCCCCUCUCACCAUGGCCCUGGUAGCCAAGUACCUGGCCCGGCACCGCCUGCGGGAGCCCCCGUUGCUGGACAGCAUCUCCCACUUCUUGCUCAAAAGGAUGGACCAGUUGGACAGCAAGGUGAUCCAGAGGCUGGUCUUCCCCUUCAGCCGCCUGAACUACCGGCCGCCCAACCACCCGGAGCUCUUUCCCCUGCUGGAGUCGGUGCUGGAGCGGAGGGCCGGCGCCUCGCCCCUGGCCGCCCUCAACAUCCUGAUGUCCCUCUUCCAGCUGCGGCACUUCCCUGCGGCCGCCCUGCGUCAGGUCUUCUCCCCCGCCUUCCUUGGCAACGUCACCAGCAUCCCUUGUGGGCUGAUCGUCCGCCGCUACCUCUCGCUGCUGGACGUGGCCGUGGCCCUGGAGCUCCCCCAGUACGAGGGCCCCCGCCUUGACCCCCGCUACCGCGUGCGCGUCUUUGACAGGGCCCUGACGGCGGAUGAGGCCAACCGCAAGUACAGCUACAAAGGCCUGGUGGGAGAAGCUCUCCGGCAACUUGUGGGCAGAGAGUGUUUCCGGCAGGAUGAGGUGCUGCCCCCAGGAUAUUGCAUCGAUUUCCUGCUCUGGAUCAGCCCUUCGGGCCCUGGGUUCCCACGCGGAUGUGUCCCAGGCUCUUCCGAGGCCAUCACCACCACCAGCGUCUCCACCGCCAUGCAGACCUUCCCCUCAGAACUGCAAAAGGGGCCUCCCUGCAGCCCGGAGCCAGGGGCCGUUCCCAUCCGGAGGGAGAGCCUGGGCCCGCUGCCCCCCACAGACCGCCAUGGCAGCCCGAGCACAAGCACGUUCUCGCUGAGCAGGCCCACUUCUCCGGAGCGCUCCCCACGCAGGGGCUGCAGCACAGCUGGCAACGUGACCCCCGCCCACUGCCCCAGCCAGGAGGCGGGCCGGCUCCUUCCAGGCCCCCCGAUCUCCCUGCCCCUGUCCAGAGUGGAGGGAGCAGCCCACGACGGGCCACAGGAGGCCCAGGGCGUCCACAGGGUGGUGCUGUCCGUCAACGACAAAUGGCACUACUGCCAGAACUCGUCCAUCCUGGUGGGCUCUCGGGCCAUGCGCCACCGGCAUCUCCGCCUGCUGGGCUACCACCUGGUGCAGCUGCCCUACGUGGAGCUGGAGAAUGUGAGCGGCGUCGAGGAGGCCAAGCAGUACCUGUGCCGGAAGCUGAGGGAGCUGCAGUUCUGAGCGGGCGUGGGGGUCUGGCUCACCAGGGUGAACCAUGUCCUGGGGAAAAGGAACGCUUGGCUGGCUGAGCCCAGGGGCACCCUCAGCUCUGCACGGCGGAGCCCUUUCCUCCCCUCUCCACAUCGUAGGGGCUGCAAGUUCGGGCCCAACUGGGAUAAGGAAGGAUAAAGAGACUUUGCAAUAAACGGGUUUCUAGCCACCCGCAGGCUUCCUCUGCCCCUGUGCACGGCCAGCCGGCCUCCGCGCCAAUCCUCCUGGCUCCGGCUGCCCCCAGGAAGCCCCAGCAGUGCGCAGCGGCGUCUUUCUUCAGCCUGCCUCCGCCUCUCUGAUCUGGCUCGGUGCCAGCAGGUGGGCAGCCGGGGCACACAGAGGCCCAGCCCUGCCCACUUCUCUCCUUGGCCCCCCACAGCAGGGCACCUGGCAGGGACAGAAAACACCCAACUCUGAUUUGUAAUAAAGCCAUUUAUUGACAUGUUAAAUUAACCUCUUAAAUAAAAUCAUGUCAUCCGGUGA
This is a messenger RNA of Elgaria multicarinata webbii, 2937 nucleotides long. RefSeq names its product Fas activated serine/threonine kinase (gene FASTK). NCBI's taxonomy places the organism in Eukaryota, Metazoa, Chordata, Lepidosauria, Squamata, Anguidae. The transcript has 10 exons. Gene Ontology annotation, cellular component: ribonucleoprotein granule; mitochondrial matrix. Gene Ontology annotation, biological process: regulation of mitochondrial mRNA stability; mitochondrial RNA processing. The coding region runs from base 208 to 2424 and encodes 738 amino acids. Gene Ontology annotation, molecular function: RNA binding. The record is from RefSeq and is a predicted model, not a curated record.